Molecule: messenger RNA, 1153 nt
Organism: Trifolium pratense (red clover)
Lineage: Eukaryota; Viridiplantae; Streptophyta; Magnoliopsida; Fabales; Fabaceae
Product: glutamic acid-rich protein-like
Exons: 5
Coding region: 85-723 (212 amino acids)
Source: RefSeq, a predicted model, not a curated record
GAAACGACAUCGUUAAAGAAAAAUUGGUAGAACCCAAUGAACUACUAGUAUUAGGGUUUAGCAGAAGAGAGAGAUAGAGAGAGAAUGGCCGGCAAGGGAAGGAAAAGGAGAGAGAAGAACUACAGGGCUGCUCAUGGUGGCUCCACCGCCCUUCCUCCACCGCCUAAAUCUUCUCAACUCGAUGCUUUGCCCUUCAAACUUCGCCAAAUCAUCUCUUUCACUAAACACCAAAAUGAUUCUCCUGUCUUAUCGAAAGACAAGAAAUUAGAUCAAGGACAUGCUCAAAAUGAGGAUACUAGUGAACCAUUGAAGGCACCUGAAUGUAGGGAUGAACAGCUUAAUGCAAACGACGAUAAUAAGAAUAAGAAAAAAAGGAAGAGGAAAGAGGUUAAAGAUCUCAGGUUUGCAAUGGAAGAGGAUAAAACAAACUCCCAGCUAAAAAAAAAGGAGCGUAAAAAGAAGUAUGAAGCAAAAAAGAAAAAACACAAGAAGGUCGAAGAAGAUGAAAUUUUGGACUUCCCUGGACAAGAAAAAAUAAAAUUUGGAGAUAUUGUACAAGCCCCACCAAAGUUAUCUUACAUUCCAAAAGCAUUCAAGAUUUCACAGGAUGCUUCUCAUGAGAGACUUAGGCUCCGAGCUAUAGAGAAUUAUAGGAGUCGCAAAGGAUGGACAUCAAGGCCAGGAAAUCACCGCCCACCUCCGGUGACUACAGAGGACCCUUAAGUCAUUUGCAGCAUGUUCUUAAGGAUCCUCUGCUUACCUGAGUAAGUCUUGUGAAACUUGCAUAGUCAGUAGAUGCAUUGCAGGAACAAUUAUGAAGAGUUCAAAUCGGUUGUUUCAUAUUUUCCCCCUCGGAGGUGGAUUUUUCUUCAUUCAGAAGCAACCUAAAGGUUCUUAUACGAAGUAUUAUCCAUUUAAAGCCAAUAGCUGAGCUACUAGGAUGUCUAACUUGUGCUAAAAUAUAGAGAAAAAUAUUGACUCAAUUAAAUUCCUAUUUGUAUUUUUGUGGUUCUAAAAUAUUCAUUAACCUAUGUUUUCCUUGGUCUGCUUUUUAAAUUGUAUUUGGAAAUAGACUCAAGAAAUCUGAAGUAAAAAAUAUGAUAUGUCAAAUUAAAUUGACUACUAAAACUUAAAUAAGAAAGUGCAUUCAUAA